AUGACGGUCAACUCGGUAUUGGCGUCGCGAAUUCUCGAGCUGAUCCCGCUGUAUUCUCCCCUACCAAGGUUCAGGGUCUUAGCAGGAAUGACCUCGAUGGAGCCACUAGUCUUUGCUUGUGGACAGCAUGACGUUGGGCAGAUUGGACUUCCUGGAGAUGAUCCACUUUUCAUCGCGCAUCCGGGAUCAAUUCCUUUCCCGGUUCAAGUUCCACUUCCAGAUCCCGAUGAUCCUGUCGUCCGCAUCUCAACUAGCAGUAGAGGCAAUUGGGUGGUUACUGCUGAUGGUGCACCUUAUGGAUGGGGGGAAGCCAACUCUUCUGAACUAGGUCUUGGGUGGACUGACAAAAAGAAGGAAGUGUCGAUGGCUCGAACACCCCAGGUGAUUGUGAGAAGAGACGGUGGGUGGAGAGCUAAGGAAAUCGCUUGUGGGGGACAACAUUCUGUAUGUUUAUUGAGGAGACGGGCAUGA
Molecule: messenger RNA, 471 nt
Organism: Marasmius oreades (fairy-ring Marasmius)
Lineage: Eukaryota; Fungi; Basidiomycota; Agaricomycetes; Agaricales; Marasmiaceae
Exons: 2
Coding region: 1-471 (156 amino acids)
Source: RefSeq, a predicted model, not a curated record